Penicillium angulare is the source of this 1326-nucleotide messenger RNA. RefSeq lists its product as uncharacterized. The coding region runs from base 1 to 1326 and encodes 441 amino acids. The transcript is spliced from 4 exons. The record is from RefSeq and is a predicted model, not a curated record. Lineage: Eukaryota; Fungi; Ascomycota; Eurotiomycetes; Eurotiales; Aspergillaceae.
AUGUCGAGCUCCGCGUUCACUGUUGCGGAGCAUCUCAUUGAUGCCUCGUACAUCCGAGAAUAUCCGCAUGCAACAACCACCCAAGAAGCGCCCCUGAAGCUGGCCGUUAAGAAAUAUACCCCUGUCGACAAUACAAAUCCCCAACCCGGAGACAUUACCCUGGUCGCUGUCCCUGGAAAUGGCUUGCCCAAAGAGCUGCUUGAGCCGUUAUGGGCAGAAGUUAUGACCAGGGCUCGACAAGAUGGAUUUCGCAUCCGAGCUAUUUGGUGCACUGAGAGUUUCCAUCAAGGAUAUAGCGGUGUUGCCAACGAGAACUACCUUGGUAAUGACCCCUCUUGGUUUGACAUGAGCCGUGACACGCUGCAUAUGAUCAACCAUUUCCGAGAUGAGAUGCCACGGCCGAUAAUGGGUGUCGGACACAGUCUUGGUGGUGUUCAGCAAAUUCUCCUUUCCCUAAUUCACCCACGUAUAUUCACUUCCAUGAUCCUCCUCGACCCAUUCAUCCACAACAUGCCGGACGCAGGCGGCCCCGCCUGGAUCGGCGCCUUCGCCAAGCGACCCGACGUAUAUCCCUCGCGGGAAUUCGCGACCGCAGUAUCCGCGAAACUACUAAAGACUUGGGACCCCCGUGUCCUGGAACUAUGGAGCAAGCAUGGCUUCCGCGACCUCCCAACCGUUAUCCACCCAGAAACGGAUUCAUCUGACGAUUCCCGCCCAGUAACGCUCACUAGUAACAAGCAUCAAGAGACAUUCUCGUACAUUCGACCCAACUUCAACCGCCACAAGGAGCUCGGCUUGCCCGAUGAACAAGAUCUUCUUGGCGACGAGGGUCCCCCAGCGCCUCACGAUGCCUUGACUGUCCCCGAUCUGCGUGGCGCGUUAUACGCUAAUCAGCGAUUCUAUCGCCCAGAGCCAAUGUUUGCUUGGGACUCAUUGCCGAGUGUGCGACCGUCUGUGCUGUAUGUCAAUGGGGCUCAAAGCGGACUCUGGCUUUCGGGUCAUCUGGCAGAGGCUGCUGAGCGCACGGGAACUGGAGCUGGGGGUAGUGGAGGUAAGGCUUAUGGGCGCGUCAAGGAAGUUAUUAUUCCGAAGGCUGGGCACAAUUUGCAUUUGGAGAACAUUUCUGAGGUGGCUGGUGCGAUCGGGCCUUGGUUGGCGAGUGAGGGACAGAAAUGGGUUGAGGAUGAGAAACGACUUGCUGAAAAUUGGGAGAACCGUUCAGUGAAGUCGAAGUCCACGCUUGAUAAAGAGUGGUGGAAGAAUCUGGACUUUGCUGUUCAAGAAUUCAAGAAGACCAGGAAGGGCUCCGUCAAUUCUAAGUUGUAA